AUGGUUCAAUCAAAAAAGUUCAGAGGUGUCAGGCAGCGUCAUUGGGGUUCUUGGGUUUCUGAAAUUCGUCAUCCACUUUUGAAGAGAAGGGUGUGGCUAGGAACAUUUGAAACAGCUGAGGAAGCGGCAAGAGCUUAUGAUCAAGCAGCGAUUUUAAUGAGUGGUCGAAAUGCGAAAACGAAUUUCCCGAUAACACAAACUCCGGAAGGUGAUCCGAAGAGCAGUGUAAUUACUGAUAAGGACAAAAAUUCGAGUUCUACAAAGGAUCUAGAAGAAAUCUUACACGCCAAGCUUCGAAAAUGUGGCAAGUUACCAUCUCCUUCCAUGACUUGUUUAAGGUUAGACACAGAAAACUCUCACAUUGGUGUGUGGCAAAAGCGUGCUGGGAAAUGUUCUGAUUCGAAUUGGGUUAUGACUGUUCAUCUUGGAAAAAAUAAGAGUGUAACUGAAAAUAUUGGUACCACUAGUACUAGUACUAGUACUGGUACUAGUACUAGUACUAGUAGUAGUAGUGUUGUGCCCUACUCUUCGCCGGUCUUUGCGACCGGAGAGGAAAUCAUGCGAGGAGAGAUUGAUGAAGAGGAUAGAAUUGCACUUCAGAUGAUAGAAGAACUUCUCAAUGACAAGAAUUGUCCUAGCUCAUCGGUUAACAAUGUUAAACAAGGGGAUGAUAUUCAUAACAGCUUUUUUCUUUAA
Messenger RNA from Vicia faba (fava bean), 696 nucleotides. The record is from the annotation of a GenBank genome assembly. Lineage: Eukaryota; Viridiplantae; Streptophyta; Magnoliopsida; Fabales; Fabaceae.